Molecule: messenger RNA, 1591 nt
Organism: Acaulospora morrowiae
Lineage: Eukaryota; Fungi; Glomeromycota; Glomeromycetes; Diversisporales; Acaulosporaceae
Source: the annotation of a GenBank genome assembly
AUGGAAUGUCAAACUCUGCCUUCAUAUAUGGAAAUCGAUCAUAAAUCUAGAAAAUGUGAUAAAUGCAACAAAUCGCUAGGGGUUUAUGGUUGUGAGCGAUGUUAUGUAAAGAAAUUUGAACGAAGCUUUCAGAAUUACAUUGGUUUUAAAAAUUCGAUAGAUGAAUUUACUGGAAACAAUCAAGCUAACACCAUUAGUAUGUGUCGAAAAACAGGGUGGGUUCCUUGCAAUGAAGUCAUAAAUGUCAAAUGUCUUCCCAGGGGAACGUUUGGAAUUGUGUUCACUAUGUCAAGAAGUUAUAAGGAUUUUGGAAACAUUAAUCUGAAAUUGGUUGAUGAGAUCGAAGAUCGGUUGGCAAAUUUCAAAGUGAUUGGCUUUUGCGUUAUUGAACCACCCAAUGCUAAAGAAUGUAUGAUGAUUAUGCAAAUAGGAGACAAUGGAACCCGUAAACAGGUUUUAACGGGACCAAAUUUGGACAACGGAUUAAUUCCAUCGCAAAAAAUCACAAAAGGGUUAGGUAGAAUUGGCGGCAUCCAGUCAAUAGGAAAUUGUGGUAUCAUUAUUUUAAGAGAAAAGACUUUCUCUCAUAUAUCUAACUUUGGAUUAAGUAGAUCCGUCGAACAAGUUCCAACCUUCAAGCCCGAAAGUGAUUUGCGUGAUGCCCUUACCCUUUUACCAUCGGAAAUCUUAUCUGUGCUUAUGACCAACAAACAUUCUCCCAAAAGCAUUAUGAAUGAAAAAAUCACAGGAACUCAGUCCCACAAUGACACGCCUUAUAAGUCAACGCUACAAAACAACACUCAGUUGUCGAAAAGAUGUUGGAAUAAAAAUCCAAUAAAUCAGCUUAUUUUAUACAGGUGGAAUUCCACAUGCCAAAGUAAAGAUAUCGGAAAAGAUCAUUCAAAAAAUUCACCAGAAUCAAUUGAAAACGACAAAAAUUCCAAAUGUUCACAAGAAAGCCACGCAAAUCAAACCCUGAGCAUUGAUAAUUCUUCUAAUCUUAUGAGUGUCAAUCUACUACUGUCGUCACAACCUGUAACAGACGUAAAUUGCAACUCUCAAGGAGAAGCAAGUUUGGAAUCAAACGUUGAAAAAGUUAUUAUUGACCCAUCAUCCAAUGAAGUUAAUGAUGGAGAUUCAAAUGAAGCAAAAAUAUUAAAAGUUGAUUCCUACACUUCGAAUUUAAAUUUAAAAAGCGCUAUAGAUUCAAAGAAAAUAAAAACCAUAAGGUUUCAACCAAACAAAUCAACGCACAUUCAAUCUCCGCAUUUGAAAUCCAGCAAAAACCUGAGAGAGACAAAAAUUCCAAAAUUCAACAUUCAAAAAACGAAUGUCAUUCAACCAUUACGCCCAAACCUCAUUACAGUAUCAAAUUCCAAUAAAAGUAAGAUUCCAAAGUUUCCCCCAACUUCUCGGCUUGCACAUCCGAAAUCUGCCAUAGAUUCAACGAAAUCAAAAAUUCCACAGUUUGGAUCUAAUAUUCAAGCGAAAGUUCAACUUUCUCGUUCAAUGACCAUCCCGAGAAUUGAUUCAAAGAAAACCAAAAUUCCAAAAUUCCGACUAAAUACUCAACCUUCAUAUCCCAUCGCAG